Molecule: messenger RNA, 1942 nt
Organism: Phodopus roborovskii (desert hamster)
Lineage: Eukaryota; Metazoa; Chordata; Mammalia; Rodentia; Cricetidae
Exons: 10
Coding region: 1-1824 (607 amino acids)
Biological process (GO): mRNA splice site recognition
Cellular component (GO): U2-type prespliceosome; U1 snRNP
Molecular function (GO): mRNA binding
Source: RefSeq, a predicted model, not a curated record
AUGCGAUGGCGCCUAAGGCUGACAGCCACAGCCGAACCCCAGCGCAGAGGGUGUCCCGGAAGAGGGGACAGAAGGAGCAUGUUCACAUCUGCCCCCUACUAUCAGCUUGCUCUUCCUUUCCAACUGCUGUGGGAAGGCGGUCGUGCGGCCGAGGCCUGGGUAUUUCCUAGCUGGCUCACUCGGAUGACUCAUUGUGUGACCCCGCCAGCACUGAGGUUAGAGCGGCCCGGCAUCGCGGCGGGGCCGCCGCCAGGCUCCCAGCUGUCCCAGGCGCAGGGACGCACGCGGCCCUCCCGUCCCCGGCUCGUGCGGCGCCAGCCCCGGGAGCUCGGGCCGGGGUCGCCGGCAGGGACGGCCCGGGGUGACCGGCAUCCAGAGCGCACGCGCCGGCGCCCGGCGUGGGCCGAGGGGGGGGCCGGCGUUCUCGCGAGACCUGCGGCCGGGAGGGGCGGGGCCAGCGCGCGGGCACGCGCCCAGCGGCCGUUAGGGUGGGGCCUGCGGCGGGAGGGGCGGGGCGGGGCCAGGCCGGCCGGGCGCCGAUUGGCCGACGCGCGACGGGAAACGACUCGGCGCGAGCGGCGUGCGCGCUCCCCUGCCGUCGCGGUGGCGGCGGUGGCGAGCGGCGUCAGAGCUCGCUGGGGGGGUUGGCGGCUCCUGGCGGGCGUCGGUGUCGGCGUCGAGAGGAGGCGAGCGUCGGCCCGGCCCGUGUGCCGCGUCUGUCUCGGGAAGCCGGCGGAGAGUGAGGACACGCGGGCUCGCCCUCGCCGACGGGGGCGCGGGGCCGCCGCCGCCUUCCACGUCCACGCCGCCGGGAGCAGCGCCGCGGCCCGGGCCCGCCCGCCGCCGCCGCCCCCCGCUCCCCGCUCGCAGGCCUCGCGGCCGCGGCGGCCACCGCGACAGCGCCGCUCCUCCCCCACCCCUCCCCUCGCCCCCCGCCCGGGCCCAGUCGGCGCCCCACCCCCGCCCGCCCGCCCGCCCGCCCGCCCGCUCCGCCGCCGCCGCCGCCAUGUCGGCGCAGGCCCAGAUGCGCGCGAUGCUGGACCAGCUGAUGGGCACCUCCCGGGACGGGCCCUGGUGGUGGCAACCGCCUGUGUGCCACUGAAAAUCGUGCCGAUGCCUGGCAUACUGCAUAAAUGGAAGCAGGGUACCGCGUUCAAUGUAUCUAUGCCUGCCUACUUCAAUCUGCAAGGGAGUUUCAGAAAGGCCCCGCAUUCGCCGAGCCGAGAUACUACUCGACAACGAAUCAAAUUCAGCGAUGACAGAGUAUGCAAGAGCCACCUUCUCAACUGUUGUCCCCAUGAUGUCCUUUCUGGAACUAGAAUGGAUCUUGGAGAAUGCCUGAAAGUCCAUGACCUGGCUUUAAGAGCAGACUAUGAAAUUGCAUCCAAAGAACAGGACUUUUUCUUUGAACUUGAUGCCAUGGAUCAUCUGCAGUCCUUCAUUGCAGAUUGUGAUCGAAGGACAGAAGUGUCUAAGAAAAGAUUAGCAGAGACUCAAGAAGAGAUAAGUGCUGAGGUGGCAGCAAAGGCAGAGCGUGUUCAUGAGUUAAACGAAGAAAUAGGUAAAUUGUUGGCCAAAGUGGAACAACUAGGAGCUGAAGGAAACGUGGAAGAGUCUCAGAAAGUCAUGGAUGAAGUAGAAAAGGCACGGGCAAAGAAAAGAGAAGCAGAGGAAGUUUAUCGCAAUUCUAUGCCGGCCUCCAGUUUCCAGCAGCAGAAACUUCGAGUCUGUGAAGUCUGCUCUGCAUAUCUAGGUCUUCACGAUAAUGACAGGCGGCUUGCUGACCAUUUUGGGGUAAACUGCACCUGGGAUUUAUUGAAAUAAGAGAAAAACUCGAAGAAUUAAAGAGAGUUGUGGCUGAGAAGCAGGAGAAAAGAAACCAGGAGCGUCUGAAACGAAGAGAGGAGAGGGAGAGAGAAGAGCGGGAGAAACUGAGGAGGUA